Dentiscutata erythropus is the source of this 340-nucleotide messenger RNA. Lineage: Eukaryota; Fungi; Glomeromycota; Glomeromycetes; Diversisporales; Gigasporaceae. The record is from the annotation of a GenBank genome assembly.
AUGCUUCCACCACCACCCGAAGUGUAUGAUAGUGCCAAUGAGCUCUUUCAAGCUGCACAAAGCUUCGCAAAUACCCAAGGUUAUGCGCUAAUUAAAAAAAGAACUCGAAAAGAUAACUAUGAUACUUCUCAUUCUGAAGGCUCAUUUCAAUCUCUUACAAGAUUUACAGCAAAGUUAAUAACUUUGCAAAACACCAAUGUAAUUAGUACCAAAGGACAUCCUUUAGAAGCUUCUAGUCACCAACAAACUAACUCAACCAAGAAAGAUUUCUCUGGUUUUGAGUUAGUAGAACCCAAAGUAAAGCAUUGUACCAUUUGUCGGCAACCUGAGCACAAUGCUC